AUGUAUCUUUCAGUUGUGGGCCUACUUGCUCUCUUAGGCAUCGCAAAUGCCCAUGGCGGCCAUGACCAAACUCCUCUGGCUGGUCCGCACCAGAGGUUGUGGUACAACACACUCCCUGGAGAUGGUGGCACACAGGCCGACUCUGUCUUCUCUGGUAUCUCUACUUUCGGUCGUUUGCCGUACUUUCCUUGUCUUUCCAGCGAAGCCGAGAGGUAUGAUAUUGCAUUCAUAGGUGCUCCUUUCGACACUGGUACCUCAUACAGACCCGGAGCUAGGUUCGGACCUAGUGGCAUCCGGCAAGGAUCUCGCCGUCUUAAUCUCUAUGGCGGAUAUAAUGUUCCUCUGCAAGCGAACCCUUUUGUUAGCGACAUGAGAAUCCUGGAUUGCGGAGACAUCCCUGUUACGUCUUAUGAUAACGCCUGGGCUAUCCAACAAAUUGAAGAGGGCCACAAUAGUGUCCUAAUGCGCAAACCUUUCACCGAUGCUGAGAAGUAUGGGCUCUCCAAGGCUGGAAAGACCCUUCCACGCAUCAUUACCUUAGGAGGAGACCACACUAUUACCCUGCCCUUGCUGCGCAGUAUAAACAGGGCCUAUGGACCUGUCACUGUUAUACACUUUGACAGUCAUCUGGAUUCUUGGAAGCCAAAGGUUUUCGGCGGCUCACCUAGUCAGGUUGCCGCCAUUAAUCACGGCACCUACUUCUACCACGCUGCGAUGGAAGGCCUGUUGAAGAACGAUACCAACAUUCACGCCGGUAUUCGUACUACCCUUUCUGGUCCGUCUGAUUACGAUAAUGACGGAUACUGCGGAUUCGAAAUCGUUGAGGCAAGAGAGAUUGAUACUAUCGGAACGGAUGGCAUCAUCAAGAAGAUAAGGGAGAGGGUGGGUACUGAGAACCCUGUCUACCUCUCCAUUGACAUCGAUACUCUUGAUCCUGCCUACGCACCGGCAACCGGAACGCCCGAAACGGGCGGCUGGUCGACGCGUGAGCUCCGCACUAUUAUUCGGGGAUUGGAUGGAUUGAACUUCAUCGGUGCAGACAUUGUUGAGGUUGCUCCUGCUUAUGAUACGAAUGCUGAGCUUUCUACUAUGGCUGCCGCUGACGUCCUCUAUGAGGUUCUUACCAUCAUGGUGAAGAAGGGUCCAUUGUCCGUUGGCCGUUCCGAUGAGCUGUAG
Aspergillus piperis CBS 112811 is the source of this 1176-nucleotide messenger RNA. Its product is annotated as agmatinase. The transcript has 9 exons. NCBI's taxonomy places the organism in Eukaryota, Fungi, Ascomycota, Eurotiomycetes, Eurotiales, Aspergillaceae. Bases 1 to 1176 code for a protein of 391 amino acids. Gene Ontology annotation, molecular function: metal ion binding; agmatinase activity. The record is from RefSeq and is a predicted model, not a curated record.